Salvelinus namaycush (lake trout) is the source of this 4263-nucleotide messenger RNA. RefSeq names its product hematopoietic SH2 domain-containing protein homolog. The record is from RefSeq and is a predicted model, not a curated record. The transcript has 6 exons. NCBI's taxonomy places the organism in Eukaryota, Metazoa, Chordata, Actinopteri, Salmoniformes, Salmonidae. Gene Ontology annotation, cellular component: cytoplasm. The coding region runs from base 2724 to 3950 and encodes 408 amino acids.
AGAUCAGCCUUGUACAUGAGGACGCACAACUGCAAUGCGUUUUGACGCCGACUGUAGAAGUUAAAACGCGUUGCAGUUGUGCUUCCUCAUGUACAAUGCUGAUCUGCUCCAAUAUGUAUAUUUUCUGUUAACAGUUCACUAAAAUGUAUUGCAACGUACUGGCUGCCUAAUCAUCUUUUUUUCUUCUUCAAUAGUGGACAUUCCAUCUUAGACAUUCCUAAAAAAAAUGACCUGUGUUCAUCAUUUUACAUGUACUCUAUCAUUAUGCAGUUCCAAUUUGUUUUCUGCGCAAGGUUUAUUAACCAUAUUUGAGUGGUAAAACAAUUCUGUGCCGAUGUCUGCACAUUUUGAUUGCACUUUAGUAAUGAAAUUGCCUUCACUGCUUAAAAUUUGCAAAAGCAUGUCUUAUUCUGUUCCCUUGUAUAGAAAUAUGUCAGUGUUCUUUAGAACUAUUACAUUCUGGAACUUCCAGUGGCUGUCAGUUGAAAUCUGUUUCACAGUAACAUCAGUCUAGUUAGAUCACAAUUCAUUUCCUAACAAUUGAGUUGCAUAAAUUGCCCACAUCUUUGGUUUUGGCAUUCAAAAUGUGUUUUAAUAUUAAACCACUCCACAAAAUGUUUUAUUUGCUCCAAUUAUGAAUAUUCCGUGUGAUGUGGAGACCACUGAAAUGGAGAGAAUUUUUUGGGUGGUAAUAAUCACUUUGUCAUGGAUUAUAAUAAUUUAAGUCAUGUCUUAGGCAACCUUUUCAAAUGCCAACCUCAGCCUAUUCCUUAUUUGUUUACUGGUUGUUAAAUUGGGAUACUGUAAUACCAUUCGGGUUUAGUUUUGUGUGGCCUUUGUGACUUUCGUAGCCUGUUUUAAUGCUGUUGUCAGUAUUUGUGGCAGAAAAUUAGUGACAAUGGCGCAAAUAUUAGUCUGCCUUAGUUGUUUUGUAGGCCUAUAGUCCAUUCCAAUUAAAGUACAUGUUAUGGUUAUAAGAACUCAAUUGAAUAACGUCAACCUACUGUAUUGAUAUAUAUUUGAAAUACAAUAUGCAAUGACAGUCCAUUUCACUAGAGAACCACUCCUGCAGCUUUGUUAGUCGAGGAUAGUCGCUAACGUUAUGUUUUCCUAAUACUUUCUGCUUUAAAACUGAAGAGUCCCACAUUUUGGUGUUGAUAAUUACUAUUCAUGUGCCAGUAUUAAGACAAUCUUUAAUUCUGGGUGUUUUGGGUUUGAUUUAAUGUUGCAGUUUUACAUUGGCAUCAGUACUUUAUCUAAGCACUAGGGGGCAAUGUAGUGACAUGGCAAUGGACUAAAAUGUCACUAGCAACGAGUCAGAGGACAUGUAGUCAGUAUUUUCAGUGCAACAACAAAACAUCCAAAUAUGAAAGUGCCCUUGUAGAAACCCUUGCCAGAGUUGAAAUAUUCUACCAGUCCUGAUCCUCAAGACUUAAUCAUAGUCUCAGUGAUUUUUUUAGUCCGCUAUAGGGUGACAAUGUUAAAUGGAUGCCUGGAGGAAAGUAGCUUUGCUUAUUGGAUUUUGCGUUUCGGUUUCGUUCUCGUUCCUUGCUUGUCCUUCCCUCUGAAUUUGCCACUGUCCAUGACAACAAGCGUGUCUUAUUUUCACCUAAUACUUGAUAUCAUGGUCUUUGCAACUAUGCAUCAGUUUGCACAUUUGCCUUCAAGAGCUUUUCUUUGAGAUUAGACAUGUGCAAAGGAUAAUUAUUGCAUUGCUUUCUGUUCUCUUUAUACUUUGUCACUCCCAUCAUUCCAUUCAAUCCGUCUUAAUGUGGAACUUGCAUUCCAUUUGUCAACACAAACAUUUAUAGGAAAUUGAGCACAUAUUAAAUCACAGCAAAAGGGAAAUUACUUCCCCCUGAAUUUGCACAGCUCUUAUCUCUACUUGUGACCAAGUAAAUUGUAUUUAGAAACUGAAAUAUAUAUAUUAUUUUGCGGAUGAGCUUUUUAUGUCCUCUCUUGUGUAGAACAUCACGUGUGGCACAGUCAGUUUGCUGAACCGCUGUGUAUGUUCAGGACCUUGUAUAGGUCUGGCAAAUGUUUAUUCAGAAUAGCAAUUAUGAAGGUUUCGUUUCCUUUUGGUGGAACUAUUUGUACAUCUUUUUCAGUUCAUAAAUCAGUCCAUCAUUCCAUGUUCAAGACCAUUUGGAUUUCAUAGAUAACUAUGGAAAAUGCGGAGAAAUAGCAUUUAGAAAACAAUUGUAAAUAAGACAGAUCUAAAAUGAUUGUACUGUACUUUCAUAAAUAUUACUGAAUUGAUCUACACCUUUGUAGAUGUGUACUUUUGAUGAUUUAUUAAAAUGAUUAUUUUAAAACUUGCUGCAGUUUCUCAAUUUACUUACAACUUAUUAGGCUACCAUCAAUUGUUGUACCAAUGAAUUCCUUCCUAUAAUAUUAAGGGUAACGUUAUGCAUGCAGAAAUGUCAGAUAUUUAUAUCCCAAGAUCCGACCAUAACGAAACUGUCGUUUAUUUUUCUUACUUUCGAUUGCACCUGUGCUGUAUAUCUUAUCAAUAGCAAGGCUAUUUACGACGAUAGACCUAACGUUACCUGUUUCACGCAUGGGAAAAAUAUCUCCACCCUUUUCCCUCACAGGAACUAACUUGUAAAGGUGUGUGAACAAAGCAGAGUUUCAGUUACGCGUUGCUCCUCAUGAGAUAAAUUGCUUUAUUGAAAAGCCGACUAAAAUUGUAACUAGCCACAACAGGACACACUUGGGGGGGUAUGGAUGGAACACAGACUCAGGGAAGACAUGACACCCUUUCCUGGUUCACUGAGUUCCAACUGGACUGUGUCAUCAGGAAUGGGGUAGUUCCAGAAUGGUUCCAUGGCAUUAUUUCCAGGAAGGUUGCUGAGGAAAUGCUCCUGUCCAAUCCCACAGGCUACUUCCUGAUCCGUGUCAGUGAAAGCAGGAUAGGAUACACACUCUCCUAUCGUGCCACUGAUCGGUGCAGGCACUUCAUGAUCGAUGUGCUGAAGGACAAUCACUACAUUAUUGUAGGAGAGGACAUGCAUCACAGCUCACUGCAAGACCUGGUGAACUUUCACCGCAGGGGGCCUAUCAUGCCUUUCAAUGAGCUGCUGACUGUAGCUUGUGGACAGGUAUCAAAGGACAAGACUGAUUAUGCAGAACUGUUAUUCCCCAAAAGACCAGCCAUGAACCCUAAUCAUGGUGUGUUGCCAAAUAACCCCCCACACAUGAACAGUAGUACUCAUCUGAAAGUAGCUGAGGACAUUCCACCUGCCCUCCCACAUCGUCCCAGCACACUGUGUGACCCUGCCGGCCCAUCUCCAAACACUAGCAAACCACCUGUAUCUCCAAACACCCCUUCUCCCAGACUAUACCCCUGCCUGGAGACUGAGUUAAACACACUGAGCUUCCAAACCCCAAGCAUGGUAGGUCAUACUGCUAAACCAGUGCCAUUGCCCAGGAAGAUGCAUGUAGUCACCACGGCCCAGCCGGACCAACCUCCUGAAUUACCUGCCAGAGGCCCUGCUCUACCACAGAGAAAGGACAAGGACCAGAGCAGCACAACAUCUAAAGGUCCCACAGAACCCAGGACUGUGGGUACAGGCAGACCACAGACCCGACCAAACACACACCACCAGGACCCAAACUCCAACCAACAGAAGAAUCAAGAUGUAAAGUCAGUGGUCAGCAACCUGACCUACUUCAAGAGGAAGUUCCAUAAGAAGAGAAGUGCCUCUCAGGAGCACAUGUAUGCAGAGGUUAGUGUGGAGGAUGAGCAGGGGCAAGACCAGGGGAAACUCACAGCCCUGGAGGCUAGAGAUAGGGAUAUUGAUACAGCUGCUGAUAACGAGUAUCAGAUGCUACCAGGAGAGAUUGACAAUGGCCUUCCACCCAUCACUGCUGUCACCGCUGUUAGACCCACGGACAGUGGGUUACCGCCAGAGUAUCGGACCCCUCCUCCUUUUGCCCCUGGAUACUAAUGUCCACUUCUCUACCCUCAGGAUGGCUGGGUGGCCAAACGGACACAUUAAUUUUGAGAAGGCACUGAUGAGUUAAAGUUAGUCUGAAGAUUUUAUUAUUUAACUGGAUAUAUCUAGAAUCUCUUUUACAACGUUGAGAACUAUUUAUGUUUGCAACCAGCUCUGGUUAGUGGUUAGACAAUGUCCAAUGCUUUUACAGUGCUAUGUAUGGUCAACUAUUUCAUAUCAAAUGUGAAAAUACUUUUGUUUUAUUUCAUUUGGUGUGAGGAAUUAUGUUAGACAUCUAUGUAUUAUUUUCAUUAAAAUACAAUGG